UCAGGGAAAUAAGAUUCCGCAUGCUGCGCAACGUGCCCCCCCCCGCAAAAAAAUGGAUGACCAUGACAUUUUCCUCAUCAACUGUGGGUUCCCCCGCCCCAGUCAGGUGCUCCUCCCACAAGCCACAAGUUGGCCCUUCCUCCUCCUCUUUCUCUGGGCCUUCAGCCUCUGGCCAGAUGGGCAUACAAUACACCUACACACACACAGUGCGAGUGGAGAAGCCCAAUGACAAGCACGAAGUUUUGCCCAGCGUACAGCUGUCCCGAGUGCCUACAGGGCUUCCAGAAUGCUGUCUGUCUCAAGGCCUAUGGCCUCUCACAUCCGGUCAUCUGGGGCUUCAUCUCUGAGACUUGUGGCAAGGCCUUCCAAUGCCCCAGCAGUCUUUGCCAGCCUCAGCUCAUCUACUGGGCUCCCUGUACCUGCUCCUUCUGCCCCCGGCUGCUCAGGCUUGCCAGGGACCUGGCUCAGCAUGUCCUGGUGUAUUAGGGCAGACUGAGUCUCCUCCUAAUAUGGGCAUAAAACUGAUGCCUUUGGGGAGCCACGUGCUGUUAAUCUUUCCCAAGUUGCCAGCGUCCAGCUUGAGAGAUGACGGUUGCAGAGCUAGACCGUGGCAUCUCUAGUGGGCAAGACAACACCCUUUUCUGGGCUAUUCUUGUUAAGACUGAAUGAUCUCCAGCCUUGGGGUGUGCUGCAAGUCUAUGGGUGGCAGGGGAAGCAGGAGAAAGUAGCAAGAAAGAUGCCCUCACCUCCCAGGGCCAUUACUGGUCUCCUUUUCCCCUUUAGCCUUACCCAAGAGGCAGGGACCCUGAGUUUUAACUGCACCGUGUGGGCUUUGUGACUGGUGGGUUCACUCUCUGGCCUCAAUAACCCAUUUAAAAACUAGGGAUGAAUUCUCUCCUCCCUGUCAGCGGCCAGAUGGUAGCAAUUUGCCAAAUCUGCUGAGACAUCUGUGUUCUUGUCUGGUUCUUCUUUGUUUCUUCCUCUCAGUUUUAAAACUGGGAAUGUCCCGGGACGCAUCUCAAACUCAGUCACCUAUUUUGUCCUCACCUGUGCUCGCAAGCUCAAGUGGUCACUUAUUGAUCACCACACACAUCCUUCUGUGGCUUGAGGAAGCAGCUCAGGGUGAUGCAAAAAGAGAUGGGCCAGCUCCCAUCACACUUCUGCCCCAUGUGCUUACAAACGUGUAAGAGCCUGUUUUACCUCAGGUAGCAUCGUGUCCUGCACUCGGAACUCUGCCCCUAAGUGUGUGGCCCCUGUGGGAAGGCAUUCAAGUGCUCCAGCCACCGCAGCCAGCACCGGCUAACCCACCUGGGGUGGGUUGACCACUUUCCAGGGGGUGGCCCAAUGCAUCCUGGUGUAUUCAUCAGGGCAGGACUUCCUGGCUGGCUGUGGAGACUGAGGCCAGGAGUUCAGGUGUUCUCCAGACCCGGGUGUCACUUCCCUCCACCACUCCAGCCCUGUGGAGGGACUGGCAUCAUACAAGCCAGCCCCGACUAGCUGUGUGACCCAGGGCCGGUGACUACCCCUCUCUGGCCUUGGUUUUACCACCAACACAGAGAAUGAUACCUGACUCCAUUUUCUUGCCAUGUAACACAUUAAAUCACAAGGCCUGGGUUUCCUCAGCUGUCCCACCGGCUGAAUAAUUCUGGCUCUUUGUCUUUGCUGUGUAGCAGCCGACCAGUCACUAGCCCUUUCUGGUUUCGGUUCCUAUUUGUAAGUAGACGGUCUAUUUUCUUUCCUAUUGAAGAAAGUAUUUAUUUUAGGACGACUAGUUUCUUCUCCAGCCCAGAAGGAUAAAGUGACUUUUUUUUGUUUAAUGUGGAACUUUUUUUUUUAAAGUCUUUAUUGAGUUUGUUACAGUAUUGCUUCUGUUGUUUAUGUUUUGGUUUUAUGGCUGCCGGUCAUGUGGGAUCCUAGCUCCCAGACCAGGGAUCCAACUCAAACCCGCACCCCCUCCAUUGGAAGGCUGAGUCUUAACCACUGGACGGCCAGGGAAACCAUAGAUAAAGUGACUUUUAAAGAAAAGUCACAACUUUUCGGACAAAAAGCCAUCCCUUUUGUCUUCCCUCCCUCUGUAUCUACCACGUCGCCAAUGACUUUAUAUUGGCUUUUCUCCGCCUUAUUGCAGAGAAGUCAGGCGGGCAGACACCCGGAACCGUUGUUCGCGGGUGUUUGUUUCCCGCCGGGGCGGAUUUCUGGGGCCGCGUCUGGCCGAGACGGAGGUAGGAGUGGGAGCCGUCUCCGGGCUCUCCGAGUCCACCACCCCGCGCGGCGGACCUCCUGGGGCCGCCCCUCGAGCCGCUUCCCACCGCGCUCGGACCCGAGAGACCUCCGCACCGCGAGCCGGCGCCGGGAGGUAGGCGCUGAGCUCCGGGCGACCGGAGAGGCCCGAGCGGUGCGUCCGCUGGGUCACUCGCUUAGACUCGCGGGCGCGGGAUGGAGAGGCUUUGAGCUGGUGAAUUCCGGAGAAAGAACUUCAUCUACUCGCCCGUCUGUCCUCCCCUCAGCCUCCCAAAGUGUACCUUGACCCUGAAUCUCUCUGGAGGCCAUGGGCCUCUCCCUCCCUAGGGUGGUCCCCGCCCCUAAGCCGGCCCCCUCCUCUUCCUCCACCCCCGCCAUCCCCAUCCCGCGGCCUCAGCCCGCCUCUCAGGGGCCGUCACCUGCUCACUGAUGGGAAUGGUGUUCCCUAUACGUGCACACGGAGGAGGCCUCCUGGCUGGAGCCCAACACCCCCCCACCCUGCUCCGCAAGGCUUCAGUUGUCCCCAGUGUUUUCAGGUCUUCAAGAGCUGCCCGCACCGCAGGAGCUACAGCAUCUCCCACUCAGAACUCCGGCCCUUCGUCUGCGGCAAGGCCUUCAAGCGCCCCGCGAGGUAUCGCUUCAUACGCCAGCUCCGGUUGGGUCGGGCUCACACCUGCCCGCUGUGUUCUGGCGUUUUCAGGAUGCCGGGCAGCAGGCGCAGCACGUUCUGGACCACUUGGCUGGAAGGAAUUUCCUGGACCAUGGAGAGACUGCAGGGGCUCCAUAGAAUCUCUUGAUUCUGGUACAGAAGCUGCCUCCCCUCCCCAGCUGCAGCGGCCGCCCCCCUCUGGUUCCCCCCGUGCCACGACCUGCUCGUGGACACGCGCAGCAUUCGCUACUAGUUCACCGCGCAGCUGGAGGACGAGCUGCGGGCGCUCCCGGGCGCUGCACUCGACGUUCCAACCUUCCGCGUGCGCCGCCUGCCCCAGGCCUUCCAGCGCUCCGGCCACCUGGCGCGGCCUGGCGCCGACCGCCGCACUAGGUUCCGGAUCUGGCCUGGCUGCCCUGCCUCUGUCUGGUCAACGCGCUCCUGCACCAGGACGCGGCCGCCGGACCUCGGUUUCCUCUCUGCGCGCGGGAGCAUCGGGCCCACCGCGCUUUGUGCCGACACCACCCAGACACUGUCGCUGCUGCUCCUUGUGCCUCAGUCUCCCCCUUCCUCGAUGGGAAGAGCCACUCUUGCCCACCUCUGCAUCUGGCAAGGUUUGGCCCUGUCUGCACCUCGGUCUCCCCAUUUGCCCAGCCGACAGAAACUUCCCUCUUCCCGCUCUCUGCCUCGUUUGGAAGGGGAUGCAGGCGGGUCGGCCAGUGGGAAGAGGACGGAUUGGGCGCGUCCGUUCCUUGUGGGACUUAGGGCAAAGACAGCCUCGCCUAGUCUCGUCUACUAAUCAGUCUCUGUCCCAGAGAAUGAACUGUCCCCGAAGGGAAUGGGAAGGGAGCGGGGGGCAGGGGGCGGGCUGUGUGGUUCCCGCGCGCUCGGCCCCUCUCCUUUCUCGCGAUCCCUAGAUACUCAAAAAAAGCGGGCCGUCAGAGCGGCGGGCUCUGGGACGGCGGAACCUUCCUUGCGGCGCGCGCGUUUCCGGUCGGCGCCCUUUCCCAGGGACGCCGCCGCCCCUCGCGCCCCCGCGCCCCCCGCGCCCGCGUCCCCGGCGCCGCCGGCCCGGAGCUCCCCCAAGCCUCGGUCCCGCCGCCGCCGGCACUCGCGAGGGGAAGCCCGGGCCGCUCGGGACCUCGGCUUGCUCCUCCGGACCCGAGAAGCCACUG
Molecule: messenger RNA, 4065 nt
Organism: Lagenorhynchus albirostris (white-beaked dolphin)
Lineage: Eukaryota; Metazoa; Chordata; Mammalia; Artiodactyla; Delphinidae
Gene: ZNF580
Product: zinc finger protein 580
Exons: 3
Coding region: 2671-3807 (378 amino acids)
Biological process (GO): regulation of transcription by RNA polymerase II
Cellular component (GO): nucleus
Molecular function (GO): DNA-binding transcription activator activity, RNA polymerase II-specific; RNA polymerase II cis-regulatory region sequence-specific DNA binding
Source: RefSeq, a predicted model, not a curated record